AUGAGGGAUGUAUCUCUGUCUUCCCGAAUACAAAACAACCAGGUUCGGGAUCAGCAAACCAUGAUGGUCACGAAAGUAGAAAGACUGGAGCCUCUUUCCCUGCGAAAGAGAUGGAUGAAUGAUCUUGCUCAGGCCGUCGCUUUCCUUGAAUCGCUCAACCUCGCCCACGGUGACUUGCGACCUGAAAAUAUCUUGCUCGACCAGGACCAACUGAAACUGUCCGAUUUUGAUUGUACAGCGGAGAUUGGGACAGAGUUCGAAGCUUGCAUGGCUCCAUAUGGAAGGCUGCUCAAUAGCAGCGAAGCAGACCAAGGACAACGUGGAACGUCUGGUGUUCUAGGCCCUCGGACAGAGCAGUUUGCGUUAGGGUCCUUGUAUUAUCUCAUAAACUAUGGCUUCGAGGUAUAUGGGAAUCGAUGUCUUACAGACGAUCCGAGGGAGCAUGGACCCAAGGUCGUGGACUUACUGCAGAACAUGGAAUUUCCGAGGUUAGAGGGUGAUCCGCUGAUUGACGAUAUUAUCGACAGAUGUUGGCAUAAUAAGUAUGCCACGGUUGCGCAAUUGGCUGCAGAGACAGGGAGGCUCCUUACAGAAGGAAUAAACGAGAGAGAGCCUGAUGACCAAAUGGUCUCGGCGACCGUCUGGUACGUGGCUAUUGGUAACAUAGCUCGUGGGCUACGGGACACCCUUGGGAACUGGUGGGCAUCAUUGCGACAGAAUACCAGCGACGACGAAAUAAGCAGCCGACCGCGGCCCAGCAGCGACAGAUGUGAUGACAGUCGUCAUGUUGAUCAAGGACAAUUUGCAGGAGAUUUCUCUUCGAUGAAAGCAGUCUGUCAGGAUUUGGAGAAGCGUGGUCUACUUCGCCUUCUUUCUUCAGCUGAACCUGAGCAGCUCGGAUUCACUUUCGGGUGGUAUAGACACAGCUGCUGA
Molecule: messenger RNA, 933 nt
Organism: Aspergillus viridinutans
Lineage: Eukaryota; Fungi; Ascomycota; Eurotiomycetes; Eurotiales; Aspergillaceae
Exons: 2
Coding region: 1-933 (310 amino acids)
Biological process (GO): protein phosphorylation
Molecular function (GO): protein kinase activity; ATP binding
Source: RefSeq, a predicted model, not a curated record